Anopheles aquasalis is the source of this 10700-nucleotide messenger RNA. RefSeq names its product receptor protein-tyrosine kinase sevenless (gene sev). The record is from RefSeq and is a predicted model, not a curated record. Gene Ontology annotation, molecular function: transmembrane receptor protein tyrosine kinase activity; protein binding; ATP binding. NCBI's taxonomy places the organism in Eukaryota, Metazoa, Arthropoda, Insecta, Diptera, Culicidae. Gene Ontology annotation, biological process: multicellular organism development; cell surface receptor protein tyrosine kinase signaling pathway; protein phosphorylation. Gene Ontology annotation, cellular component: plasma membrane; signaling receptor complex.
GUUUAGUUGCAUUGUGUAGUGGCCACCGAGAACCACCGGAAGCUUUAGCAAGCACAAGUUUGCCAAGAGCGUUAAUAAGAGGUCUACUAAAACUUACCGUCCGGUCGUGGGGUGUGAGUUUUCGUUGGUGCAUUCAUUUUCGUAGAUGUGGUUGACGUUCUGUGCUGCCGUGAUCGCGUGUACUCUGGCCUAUGGUGAUCAAAGGGUUGCAGCGACGUGCGACCGGCGACCGAGCUGAACAGUGGUGGCACGGUGCGCCCGCCAGCAUGCGCCGGACUUGUGCCGGACGUUGGGCGGCACCGGUCCCGUGCGGGCGUCCGGUGCUUCUGUGCGGACAGCUCAAUCAACGCCUUCAUCCAACUGCACACACAACAACAACAACAACAACAGCAACAACGCGCCUAUCAACUCGUCCCGUCCUCAUUCUAUCAACGCCUCUACUGCCGCUGCUGCUGCUCCUAUCAGCUGCCCCAGCUGCAGUGCUGGCACAGUCCCUCGAGCGGCCCCAGGUCGCCGCCACCAGCACGGACAGCGAGGACAACUACGCCGCUACCGUGCGCGACUUGGUUACCAGAUGCAUCAACCGCUGCCCCGAUCAGAACCGGACGACCUUCGAGCACAUUGAUGUCAGUUGCGGUACCGAUUGCUACAUCCAGCAGUGUACGAUUGGCUGCAAACAAUGGGAGCAGGCGCUCGAGUCCAGCUGUCAGCAGGCAUGCAACAUCACGCGGCACGAUGCGAUGGAGGCGCGCGAGAUGUACUGCAACAUGGGGUGCAACGAUGGGCUGAAUCGGUACUUUCGCUGGUUACGGGCCGAGAUCGGUACACCGCACGCACCGGCCCUGGUAGCCGACAGUCUCACCGCGACCACACUCGCCCUCGAGUGGGAGGUACCGGAGCGGUGGCUGCAGCUGUCCCGCCACCGCCAUCACGAACCACGCAGCUACAUCGUCCAGUGGCGCUACGAGGAGAUGGCCGCCGACUGGAAGUUCUGCCGGAACCAGAGCAUCGACGAGAACUCGACCGUACUGGUGGACAACCUGCAACCGUACACCAAAUAUCGCUUCCGUGUCCUGCUGGUACUGUCUCCAAACUCCACCGAUCACGUGCUGGCGUCCGAGCAGAGCGUCAUCAUUAGCACACUGCCCGCUGGGGUGCCAUCGUCGAAACCGACCAUUGUACGGGCCGUUGCGGUAGACCACUCACGCAUUUCCAUCUCCUGGGAACCGGGACCCUUCCCCAAUGGGCCCGUCCUCUCAUAUGUGCUACAGAUCAAAGACCUUCAUCCGAUAGGCUACAGUGCCCUUAAGGACGUCCCGGAGUCGAACACAACGCGCCACUACAUGUUCGAAAACCUGGAACCCGAGCACAGCUACACGGUGUCGGUGUCGAUGCGCAACCCGGAAGGCGAAGGACCCGCCUCCCUAACGCACGUCUCCACCCCACCGAAGCAAACGGGCGGCGAUAGCGUGGAGAGCGUGAUGCCCACGCUCAUCCUCGGUGCCGAACACUCCAUCCUCACGCAAAGCUCCAACAUGUUUUCCGAUCCACCGAUCAGCGUCUACAGCAGCCCGGUGGCUAAGAUCUACGGCACCGCGAUGCACCUGCGCCGCGGUCUCCUCUUCGUGUCGGACGAAGCGGGCUACAUCUGGCGUGCCCCAUCCGUCCUCGGUGCGGAGCGAGACCGUGUUGCAAUCCUGCGCCCCGACGCUACCCUCAACUUUCGCCCAACGCUCCUGUCCGUGGACUGGCUAAACGAUCACCUGUACAUCCUGGGCCAGGCCCGUACCACCCACCUCUGGCAGAUACUGCACUGUGACUUUAACGGCCAGCACCUGACGGUGGCGAUUGCGGGGCUGCAGCGUCGCCCGGACUACUUCGAGGUCGAUCCGUACAAUGGGUACCUGUUCUGGGUGAUCGGUGACCCGGGCACGGGGGACCCGCCGCCCCAGCAACCCGGUGCCGACGGGCAACCGUCACCGGGUGUCACCGGACCGACCGGACCGACCGGUCUGUUCCGGCUCGAUCUCGGUGACAUCUCGAACGGUGUCCGGCACGAGAUACGCCCCCUCCAGAUGGUGCCCGGUCCCCAUCUCGGUGCGUUCGCGAUCGAUCACACGAACUUUCGCGUCCUGGUGGCGGACCAGCGGGCCAACACCGUGCUGGCGGUGUCGCUCGACGACAAGCAAACGGUCGACAUCCGGAACAACACCCAGCAGCCCCGGUUCGAGCGGGUCCGCUCGCUCGCCCUAGCGAACGGGCUGUUCUACUGGACGAACGGGACGGAAGUGUUUGCCGAGGAUUACCACGUCCUGUACGACAGCUACUACCACAACGCGUUCCCGGUCGCUUCCAACAACACGUACUUCAGCAUCAACGUGAAUCUGACCUCGGAACAACCGAUCCCGGUCCCGGUCAACCCGCCACGUAACGUGCAGGCGCUCGUAUCACCGGAGCGCAUCAAAAUCGCCUGGGAACCACCGUUCCUGCUCGGUAUGAAGGGCCGUGGCGCCUGGCAAGCCUGGCACUACCGGGUGGAGGUACGGGACGAACGGAACGGUACGCUCGUGCUGCUCGUACCGGCGAGCCCCACCACCAGCUACGCCACCGCACUCACCAACCUGCUCACCCCGAACCGUACCUACACGGUACGGGUCGCGGCGCACACCGUCGCCGGCGUUGGACCCUGGAGCCACGAGUUCCGUGUCCGUACGCUCCGUGCCCACCCGCAACCACGCCACCUGGUCUGGGCGAGUGCGGCCGGCAUCGUGCGCAGUGACGUGAUCGGGGAUCACGUGCAAACGUUACUUCCUCCACCUGCGGGCACCAGUAACGCCUCCUCGGACGUCACCAGUCUCGCCUGGUACAACGGUACCCUGUACGUGGUGAGCAACGGAACCCUCCGCUGGUACCGGAGCACCGACGACGGCGGGCACCCCCGCUGGCACCAGCUCGGUGAGCUCAGUUCCGUCGCCUGCGUCACCAUCGAUCGGCUCGGCGAGCGCCUCUACCUACACAACCCCGCCCAACAGAUGAUCGUCCGGGCCGGCCUCCACGGUGAGCGCCAGGAACCGAUCCACGCCGUGCCGAGUGUCCGCGAGCUGCGGUUCGACGAACGCCGCGGUUACCUCUACUCCUCCUCCGGCAUCCUGCUCGAGGCGUUCCGUUUAAACGGCAAAAACCGGGUCGUCUACUUCAGCGAACACCCGUUCACGGGGAAGCAGGUGAUGGGCAUGACACUCGACACCGACGGACAGCAGCUGUACUGGAUCGAGCGGAGCUACCUCAACUCGCACCUCUGCUGGGCCCCGCUAGCGGAUCCGGGCCGUGAUUCGGCCACCGGUUACCCGGCCACCUCCGUCAUCCUGAGCGCCCAGACACCGCAGGGCCCGCUCCUGCACUUCAGCGACCGGUUGCUGUGGGUCCGCGAGGGCCAGGUGGUGGUGGGUGAUGUGCGGGGUGAAAAUCUAGCGUACAUCCGGGCCCGCCAGCUCAAUGGGACGAGUGCGAUCGCACUCGUGGAGCCCGGAACCGUGCACCAUCCCCCCCGUGGCCACGCCCGCAACGUGAUACCGGCGGCAGUGAACGGGACGAGCGUGCGGGUCGCGGGCGACUGGCGUACGUUCAACGUGAGCUGGGCCCCGGUCACGAACGUGAACCACAGUGAGGUGUUUUACAAGCUGCUGCUCAAGGUGCCGGGUGCGGCCCGCGAUCUCGUCCAGGAGCUCCAGCAGCCGUGGUUUGUGUACCCGGGCCAGGGCGGGCCCAUCCAUGAACCGAUACCACCGUACACCCCGAUCGACAUCACGCUGCACGCGUUCACGUACUGGCGCUCGUCCGGGGUGGUGACGGUACAGCGCCACACACCGGCCGGCCACCCAUCGGUACCGGUGCGCCCGCGGGUGUUCCUGCGUACCCACUAUCCGGCCGACCGUCGGCCCGCUCACACGCUAACGGUGGGGCUCGUGUUCCGGUGGGAGCCACCGCACGAACCGAACGGUCCCCUCGUCGCAUACCGGGUUGAUUUACUCGAGGAGGAACAGGCGGGGGGGGGCCAUGGCACCUCACGCUACCUGCUCGACCGUCACCCCGUCAGUGCGGAGCGGCACGAACUCACAAUCCCCGGGCCCAUCCACCCGAAUGCCACCUACAGCCUGCGGGUGCGCGUCGCCAACGUGGAUCACGAGGGUCCACCCACGGAACCGUGCACGGUGUCACUGGGCGAUGGUGGCCAGGUGCGCCCCGGUACACUGCUCCCGCUCGUCUACCUCGCUACCGCCACCGAGAUCCUGACGGUCGAUCUGGAUCUCCGGCUGGCGAGCCCCCUCGUCACGACCGCCGUCCCUGCCCGGCUGUUGGGUGAGUUACGCCACGAGCGGCGCCUCUUCUGGAUCGACGCCAACGGCGAACUGUACACGUACGAUGGGACGGACGGGAAACGGCGGUUGGCACGGGUUCCCGGGCACCCGACCGCCCUCACCGUCGACUGGGUGGCACGGAUUGCGUAUGUGGCGGCCCGGGUCACACCAGGCGAUGGCGAUGGCGAUGGCGAUGGCACGGUGGACCCAAAUGGCCAAACGUGCACGCUUUACGCUUUCGACCUUAAUCACCUGGAGCUGGGUGGCGCUGGAGGUGGCGCUGGUGGCGCUGGCGCAGGUGGUGGUGGUGUGGGGGGUGUUACGGGUGCCGACGGUCCUGGGCCCGUCCCCGGCACCGCCGUCGGUAGUCGUCCGGUGAGCACCGUUGGCAGCGGCGGGAACGGUGGGCCGGAACAACAAACAACCGGCACCCUGGCGAUGGCACUCGGUUCCAGUGUUCGGCUGCCGGUCGAUUACCUUCUGGUGCGCGGUACCGGUGAGCUGCUCGCUUUUUCCCGCCCGCAUCGCACCGUUUAUCGUGUGCAGUUGAACGGGCGGCCGGAAGUGACGGUGACGCACGUUAACUGCACUCGACGCGACGCGACGAUCUGCGGCCAGUUUCGUGGUCUUUUCGAUACCGUGGACAGUGGAAUCGCAUCCGAUGGUCACAGUUUGUACUGGUUGGCGCAGGAUGAUGAGGGGAUGGUGCAGGUACGGUUGCGGCCGCUCCAGGAAACCGAGGGUGGCAACGGUACCACGCAACAGCUACCGCUCGGUGCGAGUAUCGAGGGUUACGGUGCCCCGGUGGCACUCCUGCCAGCCCAGCAACACCAACCCUACCCAAGCGAAGAGUGUUUGGUACCGUGGCGACACCAUACCGGGCGCCCAGUCUGUCGGCCCGUGCUGCAAGAGUACACCGAGCGGACGCUCGUUCUGCGCCUCCCAGAACCGGACCGGAAUCCGAACUGUACCAUCCGGCCACCCGGCAUCCGGUAUCGGAUCCAGUAUGCCCCGCUCGCCAGUAACGCGCACCAAGCGCAGCGUGCCUCAUCACGGCCGAUCGUGCGCUACUCCUACGAACCGCUCGCAACGAUCGGUGGACUGCAGCCGUUCACACGGUACGAGUUUCGGGUGACGCUGCACAGCUACUACCUCGAAACGGUUGCCGUGUACCCGCCGUUGGGUACGGUGGUCGCUGCCCGAACCGCACCGAGCGGUGGAGGAGGUGAAACCGGGGAACCGGACCCGGAGGAAGGUGUAACGGUCUUCCGGACGGCCCCCGGUGCACCGUCGCGCCCGGAGCGGAUCGAAGCGAUCCCGGUCAGCCCGACGGAAGCGAUCGUACGGUGGACGGCACCGCAGCAGCUGAACAACGAUCGGGUAUGGUACGAAAUUUACUGGCAGACGGAGACGGGCGAGCGGAAGAAUCGGCAGCAGCAGCGAGUGACCGAAUUCAACGAGACGGGCACGGUGCUGGCGAUGAACUUGACGCGACUCCAACCACACCAAACGUACCGGAUCGGCAUCCGGGCGUACUCGACGGUGAGCGCGUACAGCGAGAGCCACUCGGUCGAGAUUGAAACGUUCCCGGAUCCGGACGACAUCGAGCGGGUAUCGGUUAACUCCACCAGUCUCCGGUUGCGCUGGCGGCCACCGUCAAACUGUCGCAGAUUUCUGCUGCAGUACGCCAUCGUCGGUCACGGCCAGUGGGAGCUGCUGUACGACUCGGAGCAGCCGGCCGCAGGGCAGGCGGCGGCACGGGGCAACGAUACGUACGAGCUGGGGUCACUGCUGCCGAAGACGAUGUAUCGGUUCGUGGCGCUCAUUUACUACCCGGACUGGGAUGUGCCGUACGAGUGGCCACGGGAACCGCAGCACUUCCAGUGUGAAACGUUGGCCGAUCGCCCAUCGGCCCCGGGCCGUCCCGUCAUCACGCAGCUCCGGUCGGACGUGUACAAGGUGAGCUGGGAGCAGGCGAAGGACAAUGGGGCACCGCUGGAGGCGUACGGGCUGGACGCGAUGGUACACCAAUCGAAUCGGCCGCCCGCAAUCCGCUCGUUCACCGGUGAUCCAGCGAGUGAGCAACAGGAGGAAGGCGAUCCAUCGCUAGGGAAUGAGACGUCGACGACGACGACGGUGAUGCCGGCUGAGACGAGUGGCUGGAACCAGGUGUACAACGGUACCGACACUUACUGGUUCAUCCCGGAUCGGUUGGCCGUCCAUACCAAUCUGUUUCGGGUGCGGGCGCGCAACUCGUACGGCUGGGGCCCGUACAGUAACGAGAGUUUGCCGCUGGAGGAACCGCUCUACUCGAACCGAUCGAUCGUGCUGCUGUCGCUUGUCUGCAUUCUCGUCACGAUCGUGUUGUUCGUAGCGACCGUCGUUAUUUGUGUCGCGCUGCGCACGAACGAGAAGCAUAAACCGUUCCCGAGUGAUGGUGGCGUUCAUGCGCACCUACCGGACGUGGAGCUGGCCAACCUGCGCGAGCUGCCCCGCCGGGGCAAUUUCGUCCACAGCAACAACAUCCUUUACGGUACGAGCUCACUGUUCAGCGCCGAAGUAUCGCUGCUACCCCACAUCCGCAGUGAUCAGAUUUACAUGACCAGCUCGUCCCUGCUCGGCAGUGGGGCCUUCGGUGAGGUGUACGAGGGUAUUGUCAAGGGUGUCGACGGUGAGGCGGAAACGCUUGUCGCAAUCAAGACACUGAAAAAGGGCGCAAAGGAGCACGAGAAGCAGGAGCUACUGCAGGAGGCCCAGCUGAUGAGCAACUUCAAGCACAAGCACAUUACGCGCCUGGUGGGCGUGUGCCUGGAACCGGACACGUUGCUCAUCAUCAUGGAGCUGAUGCAGGGUGGCGAUCUGUUGAGCUACUUGCGGCGCAGCCGGCCCCUCCCGGGCCAGGCCGCGCGGCUCACCAUGCUCGAUCUGAUCUCGAUGUGCCAGGACGUGGCGUCCGGUUGCCGGUACCUGGAGGAGAUGCACUUCGUGCACCGGGACCUCGCCUGCCGCAACUGUCUGGUGUCGUCGACGGAUCCGCGCGACCGUGUCGUCAAGAUCGGUGACUUUGGGUUGGCGCGUGACAUCUACAAAAAUGACUACUACCGGAAGGAGGGUGAGGGUUUGCUGCCGGUCCGCUGGAUGUCGCCCGAGAGUCUGGUCGAUGGCGUGUUCACCUCCCAGUCCGACAUCUGGGCGUUCGGGGUGCUGCUGUGGGAAAUUAUGACGCUCGGUGAGCAACCGUACCAGGCGAAGAACAACGUGGAGGUGCUGAACCAUGUGCGCGAGGGUGGCCACCUCGAUCGACCGAAGGUUUGCCCGAACGAAAUGUUCGAGCUGAUGAAAUACUGCUGGCGAUUCUCGCCGGACGAGCGGCCCACGUUCCGGUACUGUCUGGAGGUGUUGGAGGUGCUGCGGGAGAAUACCAGCGAGGAUACGCAGAUCAUAGCACCGUAUCCGGCCAAGCUGCACCAAGAAGCCGUGUCCAACCCUUCAUACUCGAUUGACGAUGCUUGCCUGCCCUUUACCUCAGGUAGCACCAUGCCGGUGCGUGGCGACCGGAAGCACGCCGAAAGCGGUCACCACAUUCCAACGCCACCAACGUCGAGCAGUGGCAGCAGCGGUGGUGGCGGUGCAAUCUCUCUACCCGGUGGCACACCGAUGCCCAAGUACCUGGAGCUCGUGUACGAUAACAGUGCCAGCAACUCGCACGAUUCGGGCCGGUUCACCGAACCACCACCCACCCCGGCCGUCUCGCUCGGCCUCGCCCCCGCGCCAUCGGUGGCACCGCACGCUCGUGACACCCGCGACGAACCGGCCCCGGUCCGGGCCACGAUGCUGCUGCAGCUCACCGACAACGGGUACGAGGUGCCGAUCACCGAUCUGCGCUACCAGCCGACCCCACCGGCCAGCAUCGUCGAACGAUCGACGGCUGGACCGGCCAGCACCGGCUACAAGCACGACUACUCCAGCCUCGAUCCGCUGCUACCGUCGGUCGUACUGGUACCGGUACCGAGUGGGGCCACCACCAGUAUUACCGACGGUGCGCAGCCGCUGCGCCACCAGCACCACCAGCACCACCACGGACCCAGCAGCAGCAGCAGCAGCAGGCCUCUGUCCGGCGAUGAGCCACUGUCGACGAUGAGUUGAAACAGGGAAAGGACGGGGGUACGGAGCCCUUGUUUUUUUUGUUAACUCGCUCGAGCCCGGACUUUGCUUUAGAAAAAAAAACAAACAAGCAAACAAAAAACUCCCCUAAAUCAAAAGAAAGAAGGGUAGCAAACAAAGGCUCCGUGUCUUGGGCGUUUUUUUUUUGUAAUGUUAACGUUUAAUUAACUAUCGCGCACAUGUCGAAAUUAGAUUAAAUGUAUCCUAGAUGUCGGCGAGUGAGCCAAGAGAUCCUUUCUCUCGUUUUUUUCUUUCUCUCUCUCUCUCUCUCUCUCGAGCCUCUCGUUAGGCUCUCGCUAGGCUCUAGAUCGUUAGCAUUUAAGAAAAAAGCAGGGGAAGACGCAAAAGGAGUAACUUAACACAAUACCCCAAACUCAACGGGAAAGGCAGAGGACUCGGAGUGUGUGUGUUGGGAGACAUUCUCCACACUCUCUCACAUCCUCGCAGCUUCCCAAUGAAGAAGGCCGCGGUUUAAUUUAUUGAUUUCGACUUCUAGUAGGAAACGCAUUAGCAUAGAAAAGAGACAGCAAACGAACGAGCGCAGCAAACGCAAACUGCCAGUAACACUAGGGAAUACACGCGCACGCGCGCGCGCGCGCUACCCCCCCCCCCCCCCCCCCCUAUCCACCCCGACUCCGUGCGAAAGCAAUAGCCAGUAGGACCGAUACGAACCAUAGUGUGCCUCUAGUUGUGAAUAGAUUUAGGAGGUAAGCAACAAAAGUGUCUACAUCUCGCAAAGAAAAUGCAUACACAUUCACAGUUUCAAUAUUUUAAUUAUCUUGGAAAGGGAGGGGGUAGAAGGAAUGUAUUUGGUGAGAAAUUACUCCUUUUCUUUCACCCUUUCUCGCCCUUCAACAUACAUUCCCCAAAGAAACGUAUCCGGAAUUAGUCGGUUUAACUCGCACUGGGUUAUCGGAUCAAGUUGAAAUUUUUAUCCAAGGUUGUUACAAUUGUCUGUAAUUAGUGUGCAAAUUUUGAACUGGAUUCGUUAACCCGUUUUUUUACAGCAGCUUUUUAACUAAAUCGAUAUCAGUCGUGAGCGGCGAUUUUGUUUUAUGUUUUACCUUCCCCAAAGAAAGUAACGUAAAAUCAAUCAAAUUGUUAUUCUAAAAGAUCCAAAUUUAAUUGGACACCUUCUUAAAUAUGCUCCAUUGGUGGCGAUUGCAGCGAUGCGGCAUGCGACCUGUUUUGCGAUAGUGUUUUGGCGGACAAUUCAGCUCUUUCGGUACGUAACGCCGCGCGGCCAUCUUUCUCAUGCCCAAAAUAUCAAUCAAAGCCGCAUUUGCUGACUGGUGGGAUCUCAUCUAGCUCAUGUGCAAUCUCUUUCAAGCAGGCAUGACGGUUUUCAAGCAUCAUCAAGUCUUAAUUCUUUGCUUAACGUGUAGCAACCCCCACCGUGAAAAAAAAACGCAGCUCACGACUGACAUCGACUUACUUAACCAGCUGCUGUAAAUAAACGGGUUAACGAAUCCCGCUCCAAAUUUGCACACUUAUUAAGGACAGUUGUAGCAACCUUGAAUAAAAAUCUCAUCUUAAUCCGAUUGCCCAGUCCGAGUUAAACCGACUAUUCCGGAUGCGUUUUUUCGACGGAAUGGAUUUUUAAGUUUCUCGCACAUUUCGUUCGGGUUGUUAAGCUCUUUUAAUUUUCUGUUACAAACCCGGUGACACUAUGCAAUUCGAUAGAGAUGUAGAUAGUUGAUUUUUGUUUUUGUUUUACCGAUUAGGAAUGUAACAUACAGGCAGAGCACAGAGCCAGAAGUCAUGGAGGUGGAGCUUUUCGAUAAAGAUAAGCAUCAGCAGCAGCAGUAAAGGAAGAGAGGGUGUACUAUCGAUAACUGUUUUUUUUAGACGAUGGAUGGAUGGUCGCCGUCACCGAUUCGAUAUCGAAGCCGGAGAAGCAGUGCAGCGUCAUAGGCACCCUUAUAUUAAAGGUGCAUCGGUGUGUAUGUGGGUGUGAUGUGUUGUGUGUGCAUGCACUUGCGGUCUGUGUGGCCACUCUUUCUCUCCUUCUCUCUCUCUCCUCUCCCCCCCACCCUUCUCUCUCUUGGCUACCAGCACCAGCAUAGGUCCUGCGAAGGAGGGGCGUUGGGGGGAGGCUGUUGUUGCAUUAGCUAGUAAAGGGGUGCAAUAGAAGCGCGGUUGCGCCGCGUUUGAAAGCUUCAUUCAAUAAAAUCUCAA